AUGGCCCUGGCUCUCUCCCUUGGCCUCCUGUCCCUGGCGGGCCUGCUCGUGUACCAUGCCGUGGUGUGGCUGCUGUCGACGCGGCGCCCGCCAAACUUCCCGCCGGGCCCACCGUCGAUCCUGGGGCUGGGGAACUUGCAUAACUUCCCGCGGGAAAACCCCUUCCUCACUGCCGCCGAGUGGGCCAAGCAGUACGGCCCCAUCACGGGGCUCAAGUUCGGCCCGACCAACGUGAUCGUGAUCAACGACGCCAAGCUCGUCUACGAGUUCAUCGUCAAGCGCGGCGCCAUCUUCUCGGGCCGCCCGAAGCGCCACGUUGCCCAGGAACACGUGCUGCCCGAAGGCCGCGACAUGUACGCCAUCUUCUUGAGCAACGACUACAGCCGCCGCCUGCGCACCAUCACUAAGGAGUUCCUCGCCGGCUCCGGCCUCGGCCAGCUGGCGCCCAUGCACCAGGCCUCGGCCACGGGCCUCGUCUACGACCUGCUGCAGUCGGGCGACAAGUGGAGAGACCACAUCGCUUCGUGGUACGUGGCCGUCACGGCGCCCGUGGCCAUGAUCAGCGGGGCGCAGCUGCACGAUCUGGGCGACAACUGGGUGCGCGACUACAACAAGGUGCAGCACGAGUUUGAGGACCUGCUGGACCCGGCGACGGCGCCGCCCAUCGACAUCUUCCCGAUACUGCAGUGGGUGCCGGCCAUGUUCGCGGAGUGGAAGCGCAAGGCGCCCGUGACCCGCAAGGCGCUGCUGAAGUCGUACGGGGCGCUGAUGGCGCACGCCAAGAAGCCUCACAACAACACGAUCCAGCCGCUCGCCACCAAGCUGCUGCAGCGGGCGGCCGAUCCCAAGACGCCACCCGAAGGCCGCUUCAGCGAGCAGGAGAUCACGAUGCUGAUGGGCGGCACCAUCGACGCCGCCUUCGACUCGUCCGUCGUGGUCUUCCAGACCCUCAUGCUGGCGCUGGCGGCGCACCCGGAGGUGCAGCGGGCCGCCCAGGCCGAGAUCGACGGCGUGUUUGCGAGCGAGACGGAGCUGCCCGAGCGCAUCGACCUCGACCGGCUGCCGUACGUCAACGCGUGCAUGACCGAGUCGCUGCGGUGGCGGCCCGUGUCGACGCUGGGCCUGCCGCGCGAGACGGUGGCCGACGAGCAGAUGCUGGGCUACAACAUUCCCAAGGGCACCAUGGUCAUGAUCAACAUGUGGCUCAUGAACAUGGACCCGGACUUCUACGACGAGCCCGACCGCUUCAUGCCGGAGCGCUACAUGCGCGACCCCGUGGGCGCCAAGGCGGGCGUGUCGCAGCUGGGCCGCAAGGCCGUGUACACGUUCGGCGCCGGCCGCCGCGAGUGCCCGGGCAAGGACUUCGUCUACCAGAGCAUGUGCAUGGCCGUAUCCCAGAUCCUCUGGGCCUUUGACGUGGUGCCCACGACCAAGCUCGACCUCAGCCCCAGCACUGGCUUCACCUCGUCCGUCGUCCUGAAGCCCAAUCACUUCGGGAUCAAGUUUGUGCCCCGGCGGCCCGACUUGGGCGCCGUAGUGGCCGAGCAGAAGCGCAAGGCCGACGUGCUGCUGCGGCAGAUUCUCGCAUGA
Lasiosphaeria miniovina is the source of this 1590-nucleotide messenger RNA. Its product is annotated as cytochrome P450. The transcript has 2 exons. Gene Ontology annotation, molecular function: oxidoreductase activity, acting on paired donors, with incorporation or reduction of molecular oxygen; iron ion binding; monooxygenase activity. Bases 1 to 1590 code for a protein of 529 amino acids. NCBI's taxonomy places the organism in Eukaryota, Fungi, Ascomycota, Sordariomycetes, Sordariales, Lasiosphaeriaceae. The record is from RefSeq and is a predicted model, not a curated record.